Messenger RNA from Lotus japonicus, 937 nucleotides. RefSeq names its product probable caffeoyl-CoA O-methyltransferase At4g26220. Bases 113 to 805 code for a protein of 230 amino acids. The transcript has 5 exons. The record is from RefSeq and is a predicted model, not a curated record. NCBI's taxonomy places the organism in Eukaryota, Viridiplantae, Streptophyta, Magnoliopsida, Fabales, Fabaceae. Gene Ontology annotation, molecular function: O-methyltransferase activity; S-adenosylmethionine-dependent methyltransferase activity.
GCAACAUGUCAUUGCCAACCACCGCUGAAAACUCCUAUUAAAAUGGCUCCUACAACAGAGCAGGCAUUGCAAUUCUGUAAACUGAGAAAAGAGGAUAUACCAAAUUUGUAAAAUGUCCACCAAUACUGGAAUUCUUCAGAGUAAGAACUUGACCAAGUAUAUACUGGAGACCAGUGUUUUUCCACGAGAACCAAAGAUUCUCAAAGAGUUAAGGGAUGCCACUGCAAGUCACCCUUGGGGCUUCAUGGGCACAGCACCCGAUGCAGGUCAGCUAAUGGCCUUACUCUUGAAGCUGCUGAAUGCUAAAAAGACAAUUGAGGUGGGAGUUUUCACUGGAUACUCUCUUCUCCUCACAGCACUUAGCACUCCUGAUGAUGGAAAGAUUGUAGCCAUCGAUCCAGACAGAGAAGCUUAUGAGAUAGGACAGCCAUUCAUAAAAAGGGCUGGUGUACAACACAAGAUUGACUUUAUAGAGUCUCCAGCUUUACCAGUUCUUGACAAACUCUUAGAAGAUCCUUCAAAUGUGGGAACUUUUGAGUUUGCCUUUGUUGAUGCUGAUAAACAUAAUUACUGGAAUUACCACGAGCGGUUGGUUAAACUGGUUAAGAUUGGAGGGUUGAUUAUCUAUGAUAACACCCUCUGGGGUGGAACUGUUUCCUGGCCUGAAGAGGAUGUUCCUGCAAACAAAAGAGAAUCCAGGCAAAGUGCACUGACUUUCAACAAAGCCAUUGCAGGCGAUUCACGCAUUGAGAUUUCUGUUGCUUCAGUAGGUGAUGGCUUCACCAUCUGCAGGCGUGCUCAUUGAUUCUUAUUUGCCUAUGUUGUAUUAUGGUUGAAGUUUUAUGCAAAUUUACCAAAUUCAUGUACUAGAUCAUGUUUGGCAGGAAGUAUUUAAGUGAAUAAAGCUAAUGGUUGUUACUAACAACUCAUUUUCCUA